This is a messenger RNA of Panicum hallii, 960 nucleotides long. RefSeq names its product translation initiation factor IF-2-like. The coding region runs from base 1 to 960 and encodes 319 amino acids. The record is from RefSeq and is a predicted model, not a curated record. NCBI's taxonomy places the organism in Eukaryota, Viridiplantae, Streptophyta, Magnoliopsida, Poales, Poaceae. The transcript is spliced from 2 exons.
AUGACUACAUCAGCAGCGGUGUCGGUCCAGAACAUCCGUACUCUGGUUCCCCUGCUCCUCGACGUCAACUCCUCCUUCUACGCUCGCUGGAAGGAGUCCUUCCUCGACGUCCUCGGCAAGUACUCCCUGCAGUCUCACGUCCUCUUCGACACCGUCUCGCCUGCCUCUCCGUCCUGGGUGCGGAUGAACUGCGUCGUUCGCACCUGGCUGAUCGGCGCCAUCUCCGACGACCUCGCCGACAUCGACAGUCAGCGUGGGGCUUUUGCUCGCACCAUCUGGCUCGCCAUCAACUCCCAGUUCCUUGGGAAUCACGUCACGCGCGCCCUCUACGCCAACCAGGAGUUCCGCGCCUUCACCCAAGGCGAUCUGUCCGUCAUCGAAUAUUGCCGCCGCUUCAAGCGUAUGGCCGAAGACCUCCGGGACCUUAGCCAACCUGUCACCGAGGCGACGCUCGUCCUCAACAUCAUCCGUGGGCUGAACGAGCGCUUCAGCGCUCUCGGCCUUCAUCUCCGCCGCAGCAACCCUCUGCCCACUUUUCUGCAAGUCAGAGACGAUCUGCGCCUUGAGGAACUCACCAUGGCCAAAGCUCCUCCGGCCACGGCGCUCGCUGCCCUCUCCGGCCCUACUACUGGCAGCUCCGGUGGCCCCAGGCCGCCAGCCUCCACGCCUUCGUGUCCUUCACCGCAGCAGCCCUCCACCCCGAAGUCGCCACAUCAAGCGACGUCUAACUCCGGGGGCGGCGGUUCCCAGCGCGGCAAGCGUGGUGGCAAGCGCCACAACAAGGGGGGCGGCAACUCCGGCGGCAACGGGAGCCCUUCCUCAAGCGGCACCCCUACUUCCGGUGGCAUAGGCGGACCAGGCCCAGGCUGGCCCUCCUACCACAACCCUUGGGCCGGCUCCAUCUACAUGUGCCCAGGCCAACGGGCUCUGGCGCCGCCUCGGUCUGCUGGCCCAAUCUAG